Molecule: messenger RNA, 1655 nt
Organism: Zychaea mexicana
Lineage: Eukaryota; Fungi; Mucoromycota; Mucoromycetes; Mucorales; Lichtheimiaceae
Exons: 6
Coding region: 177-1577 (466 amino acids)
Source: RefSeq, a predicted model, not a curated record
GCGCUCACCACGCAUAUACACACUUACACACACAUAUCAUGCCGUCCUUUUUCCUUUCACUCUUUUUCUGACUUUUCUAUAAACGCUAUUACGCAAAAAACCCCCAAAAAAACAGAUUAAUUUUGAAAAAUAGCAGCACAUACCAAAAGAAAGAAAGAGCUGCUUCAUUGGGAGACAUGGACGCAUCACCCUCAGCAAAAAAGGCGGCAAUGAGUAGCAGCUCUAGUAGUACCAGCAGCAACUCUGGCACUUUUUCUGCUCCAGCUAUUGCUGCUGCUGCCACUACCUCCUCUGACGCUAAUAUGGGGCAAUCUGCGGACCAUUCAAUGCAAGCAAUGAAUAACAGUCGUAACAAUAACAACACCAGCAAUGACACGGAUGCCAGCAACAAUAAUGAUCAUGAUCGGUCCGACCCAGUUGCCGGUCGACCUGCGCCUCACCGAGUUCGUCUGUUCUUCCUAUCGGGUGCGUGGAGCCGUGUAUCACGAGCGGACCGCGUACUAGUGUUAGCAAAUCUAACGAUUACUAUAGCACAGCUUGUGAGCAUUAUCACCGUCCUCGUAGUAUCUAGAAAUCAAGGUUGUGAUAAGCCGUUGGAUGUCUUUUUGAUCGUGUAUCUCUUGCGAUCUGUUGCAAACACGCCAUUGGUCGUCUACCAUUACCUUCGUCCUGGAAAUAACCUUCAGCAGCAACAAUCCUCUUAUGCGAAUGCUACUACUGCUGCUACUGCCACUACUACUACAGCCAACACCGAGUCAACAAGUACCGCUGGAGAUGGAGUAGUAUAUUUGGCACGACCACCUCCUCCACCUGCGCCCCCUACAACGAACACAAAUGCUGCAACUGUCGACACGGUCAUGCCAGCAAGGCGGAAUUGGACAGAUCGCUUGAGAUCACUAUUGGAUAUAUUCGGGAUCGUCUGGUUUAUUAUUGGCAAUUACUUUCUGUUUACAUCCGGCCAAUGUAUCCAGGGGGCACCUUCAUUGUUUUAUACCACCCUCGUCUGGAUCCUACUUGGCUACCUGCUCGUACUGAUACCCUUGUUCCUGUGCAUUUCCGUCAUUUUCUGUCUUCCAUGUGUGCUAGUACUGAUGCGAGCAUUACGACUGGGUUAUGCAAGUGGGCUUGUGACGGGUGCAAGCAAGGAGGAAAUUGAUAAUGUGCCUGUGUAUAAGUACAAGAGCAACGAACCACAAGAAGAAGUAUCAUCCUCCAUCACAAACAGUUGUGACAACACAUCCAGAUCUUCUUCUUUCUCAUCACCACGACAGCAACAGCAGCAGCAGGAGCAACAACAAAAACAGCAACGGAAAAAACGACGAUCCAUUUUCCGAUGGUUUUUCAUGCGACGACCCAAACAACAAGCAGACACCGAACGUAACUAUGAUCCCAUUACCAUUACGCCUGCUGAAGACGCUGUCUGUUCCAUCUGUUUAUCCGAAUAUGAACAAGACGACCUAGUGUGCAAACUAUGGUGUGGUCAUCAUUUCCAUAAAGACUGUGUUCAUGAAUGGCUUGCAUUGAACUCAAGCUGCCCCUUGUGCAAACGCGAUUUCAGAACAAAAGCGGAUUCAUAGUAUCGCUUGUGCAGCCACCACCUUUCCUAGCCCAGAUCAUUUUUACUAACUUUAAAAAAAAAUACUUGUUUACAUUCA